This is a messenger RNA of Saprolegnia diclina VS20, 2068 nucleotides long. RefSeq lists its product as hypothetical. The transcript is spliced from 5 exons. Lineage: Eukaryota; Oomycota; Saprolegniomycetes; Saprolegniales; Saprolegniaceae. The record is from RefSeq and is a predicted model, not a curated record. The coding region runs from base 100 to 2010 and encodes 636 amino acids.
CAAUUUCUGCGCAAAAAAUCGAAGUUGCUGUCCGUACCGUCCAUUGCUUCCGUCGACGCGACUGCGCCGACGACCUGGACGACGACAACGACCGACGACAUGGCCUCGGGAAGCGACGGGAUGCUCACGGAGCGAUCCCAUCUUCUUUUGCUCCAUAGCGACACGACCGGUCCGGCGACGAGCAACGGUGUAGCCAACGACGUCGACAUCGACGUGCACGCACCAGCGGCCAAGCUCUACAGCAGCCCACAGCCGGCACAGAUUUUGACUCGAGGGCGAUCACCGUCCACAGUGUCGAGCCUCGACGAGGGCAUUGCAGUGGACGCCAACUCGACGCGGAGCAUCGAGCCGGCUACAACGCAAGUCAUACCAGAGCGUACACUGUCGCCUCCGCGCCUUGCUGCAAGCGAUCCAUCGUCUUCGAGCACGCACGUUACAGUCAAGGACGAGCCAGCGACCGUCCCGCCGAGAGCAGCGUCCAGCACAAAGCGCCGCCGAGUCAACCCCAACAACACAUCGCCAACGCCGUCGAAUGCCAUGUCGACGCCGCCAUCCGUUGUCGCCCAGCGCAAGAAGAUUGCGACCAAGAAUCGGUUCUUGAACCUCUUGCAGAUCGACAUGAAAGAGCCGGCGCCCGAGAAGCCCAAGCCACGCAACCACGUCGCGCACGAAGCCAAGCCUGCGGCCAAAGCACGUACGCACACGGCGCCGCCACGACGUCGCGCGUGCGCCACUAACCCGUCGCCCAAGUCGCGUCGCGCCUCAACCGGCGCCCCACGCGCCAAAGGCAAGCGUAAGCUCUCCUUCGCCGCGCCCUCCAGCAGCAGCAGUGAGGAUGACGCAGAGGUACUAAAUCUAAACAGCAGCGACGACGACAAGGACGAUGAUGACACGCAUCACGACGACGAUGAAGGAUCACGUCUCGGCCGGCCAGCCGUGUACCCGUGGCUCGUCCGCCAGGAGAAGGGCAAGCCGCCACCCGAAGACUGGAUGUGGACCAUGUUUGACCGCGAUUACUUCCAGCCCAUCGAUGUCAGCCGCGCGGACGAGCUCGAACGCAUGAGCCGCGCAGUCGCCACCAUGGGCGACCCGUUCAUUCGCGAAGCGCCGCCCGGAUGGCUCCCCGAAGCCACCGACGAAGCGCCGUUCGUGCUGCCGCGUCGAGGCCGGUACUACCGCGAAGUGUGGCAAGACCAGGAGUUUGUCGAGGCGGUUGGCGGCGACUUUGUCGCGCUCGACGACAACCACGUGCUCGCCACGAGCUACAACGACGACGUCUUUGAGGCCUACUACUGCAAACUCGAAGCCGCCUUGGGCGACGACGGCUCGUUCCCGAUCGACGGCCUCCUCCCGGACCCGACGCCCGCAGAGGCGACCGAGAGUGACGAGAUUCAUGUCGCGCUACAGCAGUGCGUGGCGGCGUUCGUGCCCCAAGUGCUCUCCAACUGGCACACGCUGCGCCACCUCGCCGACCGCGUGCGCGACAUGGCCUCGCUCGACGCCCUCUACGAGCAAGAAGCCGCGCUUGUCCAGCGCGUGGAAACCUCGUACAACGCGCUUCGUCGCCGGUCCAAGAAGGCGCCAGGCAAGCGCAGUCUGGUGCAGCGUGCACCGUCUCGGACGCCGGCGCAGACUGCGGCCUGUGCGUUCGCAGCGCAGUUUGCCACGCAACUCGUCGUCGGCGACGGUGUCGACUACUUGGACGCGACCGGUCAGUGGGCAAGCGCUGUGGUCGUCGAUGUCUUUCCCGAGGCGGGCGAGCGACUGACGCACGUCAAGGUGCAUAUGCACAAGUGCAGCCUCGCGUCGCAGACUUGGGUCGCUGUCGCCGGCGGCCGGCUCUUGCCACCCGGCGCGGUCUCGACCCGCGAAGCGCCGCACUUGGCGCUGCAACUGGCCAACGACCAACGCGGUAGCGCAAUGCGAGCGACCGCCGUCCUGCCUUGCCCCAGCGCGACCGUCGCGCUCGCUCGGACCCUCGAGACGCUCGUCCCUUCGUCGAAACCGUAGCUUGUCUCGUAUUGAAACUAAUUAUAGUGCACAUCAAACUACGUACAAAUGGCGUCGA